UUUUGUUAACGAUAUUCACCAUUUGCCCCACUGACUCUCUUAUAUUUACGUUUUUGUCCCCUCUUUAUCAAAACCGAUAUAUUCUCCACCAUUUCUCACUAGCUCUCCAUCUCUCUCUAUAAGAUCAAUCAUAAAAAUCAGAAGAAACUCAAACAACUGAUUUGAAAGUGGAAUUUGAUAGAAACUAAAAGUCCUAGUAGGAUAGAAAAUGGGUCAGAUCCAGUAUUCCGAGAAGUAUUUCGAUGAUACUUACGAGUACAGGCAUGUGGUGCUCCCUCCUGAAGUGGCAAAGCUACUCCCAAAGAAUCGUCUUCUCACUGAAUGGUUGUGGUAUUUGUUCAUGCAGAAUGAAUGGCGUGCUAUAGGUGUUCAGCAGAGCCGUGGUUGGGUCCACUAUGCAAUUCAUCGCCCUGAACCACAUAUCAUGCUCUUCAGGAGGCCCUUGAACUAUCAGCAGCAGCAGGAGAAUCAAGCUCAGCAAAAUUUGCUUGCUAAGUGAUCAGCUUUGCCUCCUUGGUGGAAAAUAUAAUACAAAAUACUUUGGUUUAUGCUCUGUAAACGUUAUGAAAUAUGGCUAAUUUGGAAUUUUCUAGUGUUCUGUUGUAAUUCUCUCCUUGGGAGAAUUUUAUUCUGCUCUCUUGCUUCUUCCUUUUUUAACCUAACCUUGAAGAUGUCUUGGUUUUACUGACUUGUUGGCUUGUUGAUUAGAUGAAUGAUACUUGUGUGUUGGAUGUCAUUGAUCCUAAACUAAUGGUAGAUUUUCA
Molecule: messenger RNA, 764 nt
Organism: Manihot esculenta (cassava)
Lineage: Eukaryota; Viridiplantae; Streptophyta; Magnoliopsida; Malpighiales; Euphorbiaceae
Product: cyclin-dependent kinases regulatory subunit 1
Exons: 4
Coding region: 209-499 (96 amino acids)
Biological process (GO): regulation of mitotic cell cycle
Cellular component (GO): cyclin-dependent protein kinase holoenzyme complex; SCF ubiquitin ligase complex
Molecular function (GO): cyclin-dependent protein serine/threonine kinase activator activity; histone binding; protein kinase binding
Source: RefSeq, a predicted model, not a curated record